Messenger RNA from Dreissena polymorpha, 1238 nucleotides. RefSeq lists its product as uncharacterized. The transcript has 4 exons. The record is from RefSeq and is a predicted model, not a curated record. Bases 200 to 790 code for a protein of 196 amino acids. NCBI's taxonomy places the organism in Eukaryota, Metazoa, Mollusca, Bivalvia, Myida, Dreissenidae.
AUAGUUAUCCAUGCGAAACAUCACGAUCACGAUUUUACAAAGGAUUGAAAUUUGAUGCCAAAAAGGUUUAUAUAUGACAUAAUGUAUGCCGCAUACUUUCGGCUUGCUUUGGUCUUGGACGGUGCGUCGGAUAGAGUUUAUUUGAGUAUAGGAUUUCGUCCCGACAACACGGUGCUGUCAAUAUCAGCCUGCAAACAAGAUGAGGACUGUAGUGGUGUUAAUGUUGAUAGGAGUUAUUGGGCUUUGUGCCGCCCAUAUGCACGAGGGCCCCGAGCACGACUCGAGCGAGGAGGAUGAAGACCACCACUGUGAGUGCCGUCACCGCGGCCCACCGCCACCGCCGAAAGACGACAUGCCACUUCCAGAAGCCGAUGACAGCAAUGACAUGGACGAUGGCAUGAAGAUGCCGGACGAUUAUGAUCACAAAAACGAACGCUGUUGUCGGAAACACUGGCACAGGAAAGUCAUGAAGAUCGUCAUCGGUGCCGUUGCCGGAGUAGUUAUCGUCAUUGCUGCUGUCAUCACCGGCUGCUGCUGCUACCACAAGAGGUGCAAGAGGAGCAGGACAUGUCCGAACCAGAAAUACAAUUCUCCAAUGUACAGCAGGUUUGGCCUGUCCCCCGAGUUGGGUUACGUGAAGGAGCCACUUCCGGCCGGGGACCUGAUCACUACUGGCAGCCUGCCACCUACCUACACCACCAUGCCAAUGUACGGCGGAGGGCCGGGGGAGCUGAUCCUCAAGGCGCCACCAGCGUUCGCCACCGAGGAGAAGAAGACCGCCCUGCCGUAGGCUGAUAACCCCGGCUCACAGCGCUUUCCCGUCAUUCACUUGUUUGACAUUUUUCAAUAAAUUGUCCGAAAUUAAAUUAUGUCGGGCACUUGUCAGUCACGUGUCGGACACUUGUCAGUAAACAUCUUGUGUGCGUAUUACCUGAUUUUACGGAUUAUAUGGUUUCGAUUUAAAAUGUAGAUUCAUUUGUUUCUUCUUUACCGCUGGGCUGAAUAUUGCUUUACCACUCGCAUUGUUCAAAAAAGUGUUUUUUAUGUGACGUAUAUUUUGUUAUACACUGGUUGUAUACUUAGCAUGAACCGUUGUGUGUAUUUAAAUGUAAAUAUUUUCUAUAAAACCUUUUUUUAUUUUUGAAAAUGUUUCAGUUCUUUUGUUUUUCAUUUUUGAAAAUCUUUCAGUAGUUUAGUUUUUUUUUCUUUUGUACCCGAAUAAAAAAUAUUUUUUCGUA